This is a messenger RNA of Orussus abietinus, 390 nucleotides long. RefSeq names its product prefoldin subunit 6 (gene Pfdn6). The transcript has 3 exons. The record is from RefSeq and is a predicted model, not a curated record. The coding region runs from base 1 to 390 and encodes 129 amino acids. Gene Ontology annotation, biological process: protein folding; chaperone-mediated protein complex assembly. Lineage: Eukaryota; Metazoa; Arthropoda; Insecta; Hymenoptera; Orussidae. Gene Ontology annotation, molecular function: protein-folding chaperone binding. Gene Ontology annotation, cellular component: cytoplasm; prefoldin complex.
AUGUUAGAAGAAGUGGUGAAAAAGUUAAAGGCAGAAAUAGACAAAUUGAAGAUUGUGCAAAGAGAUUAUCACAAAGCACUUGCUCAACGACAGCAAUUAGACGGUCAGCUUAACGAAAAUGUGGUCGUGAAGGAAGAGCUUGAUCUUUUGUCGCCAGAGAGUGAAGUAUUUAAACUAAUAGGACCUGUUUUAAUAAAGCAAGAUUUGAACGAAGCAAAGCAAAAUGUUGCUAAGCGCGUAGAAUACAUAUCUGCUGAACUUAAACGCGUCGAGGAUACGAUACCUGAUCUUGAUAAAAAACAGGAAUCUCUCCGGGAAGUCGUAAAUGAGCUUGAGGAUGUCUUCGUGGAAGAACGAUUGAAAGCUACUGUGAAGGCUUUUUUCAAAUAA